CAGAGGGCGGGGUUUCACCACCUUGGCCCCACCCUCUUUUCCCAGUCAUAGUUCCACAAACUAACUGAGGCCGCGUUAGUCUACUCCUGGUUGCUCGAUAGAAAAUCUGCCCUUAUUGUAAAACGCAGAAAAACGAUAAUGUCGAGAAAGAGACGAGAAAGGAGUAGCUAGCUGACUUCUUCCAAACAGGCUGUGACAGUACGCUUAAAGAAGUGGCAAAACCGUGGGCGGUGUGUGAAUCAAUAUCCGACCUUGUCCUGGUCAAGCGCUGGAUGGCCUCCAUGGUGACUGCAAAAGCAGAUAAACGGCUUCCACCUGAAGAUGCUAUCGUCAGCCCGAAUGCCAAGAAACCGAGGAAGCUGCUUCCCAGCCUGAAGACCAAGCGGGCUCCAGAACUGGUUCUGGUUAUCGGGACUGGGGUGAGCUCAGCAGUGGCACCCCAGGUGCCAGCGCUGCGCUCCUGGAAGGGGCUCAUCCAGGCCCUCCUGGAUGCUGCGAAUGACUUUGACUUGCUCGAGGAGGAGGAGAGCCGACGCUUCCAGAAAAGCCUCCAGGAAGACAAAAACCUGGUUCAUGUGGCCCAUGACCUCAUCCAGAAGCUCUCCCCACGCACUGGCAACGUCCGCUCCACUUUCUUCAAGGACUGCCUAUAUGAGGUGUUCGAUGACCUGGAGAGCAAGAUGGAGAAUGCUGGGAAGUACCUGUUGCGCUCAGUGCUGCAGCUCAUGGAGAGUGGAGCUCUGGUGCUCACCACCAAUUUCGACAACCUGCUGGAGAUCUAUGCUGCACAUCAGGGCACAAAACUUGAGUCACUGGACCUCACCGAUGAGAAGAAGGUGCUAGAGUGGGCCCAGGAGAAGAGACGGCUCAGUGUGCUGCAUAUCCACGGCGUCUACACCAACCCAUGUGGUAUCGUGUUGCACCCUGCUGGGUACCAAAAUGUUUUGAGAAACACUGAGGUCAUGAGAGAGAUUCAGAAACUGUACGAGACCAAGUCAUUUGUGUUCCUUGGCUGCGGGCGCACAGUGGAUGACACCACCUUCCAGGCCCUUUUCUUGGAGGCGGUGAAGCACAAAUCGGACCUGGAGCACUUCAUGCUGGUGCGCCGUGAAGAUGUGGGUGAAUUCAAGAAGCUCCGUGACAACAUGCUGGAUAAGGGCAUCAAGGUCAUUUCAUACGGCAAUGAGUAUGCCGACCUGCCUGAGUACUUUGAGCGUCUGGCCAACGAGAUCUGCACACGUGACGCAGGUUUGGUCAGUCAGGAAACUGAAGAAAAUCAGAAUGGAAUCAGUUCACAGAAGAGUCCCCUCCAAGAUGAUCUUUCUUGACAAACUAAAGACCAGAAGAAUUUGUGAGUUCCUACUGCUACUUAAGCCUGCACGAAUCCUCAGGUCUGAUGAGAGAAACUUGGCCCAGAAGAGAACCCCAUCUGUUUUGUCCGAUUUCUUUCUAAAAGGGAAAAUGAAGAGAAGUGGCUGAAAAAGCCAAGCAGUAAAGUGAAAGGGACAGUCAUACACAACCUCCAGGCACAAGCAAUCCUCAGAGCCUGGAAACAAGAAGCUGUGGUGUGCAAAAAAGGUGACCACGAAGCUCUUUCAGUAGUGGCGCUACACUGCAAUGUAAAGGUAAUGUUCAAAGGGUCCUCCAGUCUGAAUGAGUGUCAACAGGAAAGGCCUGCGGCAUAGAUGUGUUUCGUGUUCACAUAUCCAAAUUCCACCUCCAUCAGUUUCCCACAGAGGGUAUUGUUACAAUGUUGUACAGGACAAGUAUGUGAACAUGCAGCCAUGGUAUGAUGCACUUUUUUUCCAUACUCCUACAUAUUGUACAGGCAGUCAUUACAGUACAUCUGAGUUACAUAAGGCUACACAAAUUCCUCAUGCCAUCAACGAGCCGGUUUGGACCGCUGACCUCAACAUUCUGAUAAGAUUGUAAUUACACAGCCAACUCUGCUGGAAAAC
Molecule: messenger RNA, 1958 nt
Organism: Scleropages formosus (Asian bonytongue)
Lineage: Eukaryota; Metazoa; Chordata; Actinopteri; Osteoglossiformes; Osteoglossidae
Gene: siral1
Product: family with sequence similarity 118 member B
Exons: 8
Coding region: 273-1328 (351 amino acids)
Source: RefSeq, a predicted model, not a curated record